Molecule: messenger RNA, 2115 nt
Organism: Chanos chanos (milkfish)
Lineage: Eukaryota; Metazoa; Chordata; Actinopteri; Gonorynchiformes; Chanidae
Gene: capn1b
Product: calpain 1, (mu/I) large subunit b
Exons: 21
Coding region: 1-2115 (704 amino acids)
Biological process (GO): proteolysis
Cellular component (GO): cytoplasm
Molecular function (GO): calcium-dependent cysteine-type endopeptidase activity; calcium ion binding
Source: RefSeq, a predicted model, not a curated record
AUGUACCUGUUUGGAGGAGUCUCUUCCCGUAUACAGAGGGAAAGGCUGCAUGCGGAGGGCAUGGGGUCUAAUGACAGGGCGCUGAGGUUCCUUAAUCAGGACUAUGAGGCACUUAAGCAGGAAUGUAUAGAGAGUGGAUGUCUCUUUGAGGACCCCUGCUUCCCUGCUCAUGCCACAUCCCUGGGGUUCAAAGAGCUUGCCCCAAACUCUUCCAAAACCCGUGGAGUGCAGUGGAAAAGACCCACGGAACUGUCAGACAAUCCUCAGUUCAUCCUUGGCGGUGCUACAAGAACAGACAUCUGUCAGGGGGCUCUGGGUGACUGUUGGCUCCUGGCUGCUAUCGCUUCCCUUACUCUUAAUGAGAAACUACUGCACAGGGUGGUUCCCCAUGGGCAGAGCUUUCAGCAUGAUUAUGCCGGCAUUUUCCACUUUCAGUUCUGGCAGUUUGGAGAGUGGGUGGACGUUGUUAUAGAUGACCGAUUGCCAGUGAAAGACGGCGAGCUCCUUUUUGUUCACUCCGCAGAGGGCAAUGAGUUCUGGAGCGCGCUUAUUGAGAAGGCCUAUGCUAAGUUAAAUGGUUCUUAUGAGGCCUUGUCGGGUGGCUCCACCACUGAGGGCUUUGAGGACUUCACCGGCGGUGUGGCCGAGAUGUACGAACUGCGUAAAGCACCCAAAGACCUGUACCGCAUCAUCAGCAAAGCCCUGGAGAGGGGCUCCCUGCUGGGCUGCUCUAUUGAUAUCACCAGUGCUUUUGACAUGGAGGCUGUGACCUUCAAGAAACUGGUUAAAGGUCAUGCCUACUCCGUCACAGGCCUCAGACAGGUGGAUUUCCGAGGAACAAUGGAGAGACUAAUUCGGAUCAGGAACCCGUGGGGCCAGGUUGAAUGGACAGGUGCCUGGAGUGACAAUUCGUCUGAAUGGGAUGAAAUAGACCAAGCAGAGAGGGAAGCCAUGAAUGGCCAAAUGGAGGAUGGAGAAUUUUGGAUGACGUUUCAGGAGUUUAAGCGUCAGUUCUCCAGGCUGGAGAUCUGUAACCUGACGCCAGAUGCCCUUAAUGACGAUAGUCUGAGUUUCUGGAACACCAUUAAAUUUGAUGGGAGCUGGAGAAGAGGCAGCACGGCAGGAGGCUGCCGAAACCACCCCAACACGUUCUGGAUAAAUCCACAGUACAAGAUAAAACUACUGGAGGAAGAUGAUGACCCAGAGGAUGACGAGGUGGCCUGCAGUUUCCUGGUUGCGCUCAUGCAGAGAGAUCGGCGUCGCUUCAGAGAGCAUGGCCAAGACAUGCAUACCAUCGGUUUUGCUGUUUACGAGGUUCCAGAGGAGUUUCAUGGCUGCCAGAGUGUGCACCUGAAGAAAGAUUUCUUCCUCAAACACACGUCCUGUGCGCGCUCCGAGACCUUCAUCAACUUGCGGGAGGUGAGCGCUCGAUUGCGCCUCCCUCCUGGAGAGUACCUCAUCGUGCCCUCCACAUUCGAACCCGGCAGAGAGGCUGACUUUGUCCUCAGAGUGUUCACUGAGAAACAGUCAGAGACGCAGGAAAUGGAUGAUGAAGUGACAUUUAACUUGGAAGAGGAGCAAGAAGUAUCAGAGGAAGAUAUUGAUGAGUCCUUCAGGGCAAUGUUUGCACAGUUAUCUGGAGAGGACAUGGAGAUUUCAGUUCGUGAACUCAGGACCAUUCUAAACAGAGUGGUGUCUAAACACAAGGACUUGAAGACUGAUGGGUUUAGUAUGGAGUCAUGCAGAUGCAUGGUCAGCCUUAUGGAUAAAGAUGGCAGUGCUCGGCUUGGAAUGGUUGAAUUUCAGAUCCUGUGGAACAAGAUUAGAAAGUGGUUGGGAAUUUUCAGACAGUUCGAUUUGGACAAGUCGGGCUCCAUGAGUGCCUAUGAGAUGCGUCUGGCUUUGGAAUCUGCAGGAUUCAAGCUCAACAACAAGCUGAAUCAGAUACUUGUGGCCCGAUAUGCUGAAAAGGACACCAUUGAUUUUGACAACUUUGUCUGCUGCUUAGUGAAGCUGGAGGCCAUGUUCAAAGCUUUCCGAGAGCUGGACCAGGAGGGGACAGGUGUUAUAGAAAUGAAUAUCACUGAGUGGCUGUAUAUGACCAUGUGUGGAUGA